Messenger RNA from Phalaenopsis equestris, 335 nucleotides. Its product is annotated as probable peroxygenase 3. The transcript has 2 exons. Gene Ontology annotation, molecular function: calcium ion binding; monooxygenase activity. The record is from RefSeq and is a predicted model, not a curated record. The annotation marks the transcript as partial. NCBI's taxonomy places the organism in Eukaryota, Viridiplantae, Streptophyta, Magnoliopsida, Asparagales, Orchidaceae.
UUAUAUAUAUUGCUUCUUCAGCAGAUCUUCUUCCUCUCUUGUAUAGAAUUUGAUAGAGAAGCAAUCGAUGGACAAUAAUUCAUCAACGGCGAGCGAUGCGUCCUUAGCCACAUACGCACCUGGAGCUCCGAUCACCGGUGAACGGAAGCUUAAUCUUCACCUUCAGGAGCAGAUUCCGAAGCCAUAUAUUGCUCGAGCAUUGGUCGCAGUAGAUCAGAGCCAUCCAAAUGGAACUGAGGGAAGAGAUCACCAUGAUAUGAGUGUGCUUCAGCAGCACGUUAGUUUUUUUGAUAGAAAUAAAGAUGGGAUUAUUUACCCGUGGGAGACCUACAAAG